AUAGUUGUGCAAGUUCCCAAGCAGUGCCAGUCUUCUUCCAACAGCCAAAGUGGUUAACAACUUUCACCUUGAAGUUACCGUGUGAAGGCGCGAUCACUAAGUGGAUUAUCCAAAGCACUUCUACUGUGUGUAAAUUUGUGUGAUUUUUUUCCAGUUCCAAUUACCAUUCAAUAAAGAUGACUCUCGUUCAGCCAUCCGGUGAUAUGUGCGUGCAGAUCCGCCAGGAACUGCGUGAACCGGACUCUCCUGAGGAGAUUGACCGGGACAUUGCAUUGAUUCGUGAAUGGCUCGACAAACAGCCACACUUGCCAAAAGAUAUGGAUGAUGGACGUAUCAGGACAUUCUUACGUGGAUGCAAAUUCAGCUUGGAAAAGGUUAAGAGAAAAUUGGACAUGUACUACACCAUGAGAAAUGCUGUACCGGAAUUCUUCAAUGAUCGCGAUAUCGAUCGGCCUGAAUUGAAAGAAAUCAUGGAUAAUUGCCAUAUCCCACCGCUUCCUGGACUAACACCCAAUGGACGUCGUGUGACCAUCUUGAGGGCUCUCGAUAAAGAUAUUCCCACACCAAAUGCUUCUGAAGCUAUGAAGCUUGUCAUGAUGAUUGGCGAUAUUCGUCUCCUUGAAGAAUCAGUCGGUGUGGCUGGAGAUGUCUUCAUUUUCGAUGCCGUUGCCGCUUCUCCAAAGCACAUACCUAAAUUCACUCCACAAAUUCUCAAGAAAUUCUUCAUUUGCGUACAGGAAGCUUACCCAGCUAAAAUCAAGGAAAUCCAUGUUAUCAAUGUCUCUCCGUUGGUGGAUAGUUUGGUGAACUUUGUGAAACCAUUCCUGAAAGAGAAAAUUCGCAAUCGUAUCUUCUUGCACAGCAAUAUUGACGAACUCUACAAAUAUGUUCCUAAAGCCAUGCUCCCAAGCGAAUAUGGCGGUGAUGCUGGACCUAUUCGGGACAUCAAUGAGCAAUGGCGUCAAAAGUUGAGGUCCUACACGCCAUGGUUCAAGGAACAAGAGAAUUCCAAAGCCAAUGAAUCCCUUAGGCCAGGUGCUCCAAAGACUGCUGAUGACUUGUUCGGAAUGGAUGGUACCUUUCGCAAGUUGACGAUCGACUAGAUAUUUAAGAGAAAAAAAAUUACCAAGAUAAUCAAUAAUUAAAUACUCUUCCAUUUGGGACAAUAGUACCACCAUACAGUCACACCUUUGUAAUAGAUCCGUUUCGGAGACCUUUCAUCAAAUUUAUUCACAACACAGAUUUUUUAAUAAUGAAAUAAUUUAAUUGAUUUUUAAACCAAAACUCGUUCAUGUUUGUACAUAUCUUACUUUAAUCAUAAUUUUGUCACUCAUUACUACAUAUUUUUGUUUAUAAUAUUUGCACCAUCAAAUUGCAUAAUUUUUUUUAUACAUAUUAUACAUAAAGCAUAGAUUAUCAUGUGCUACUGUGUCGAUUCCUAUCAAAUACAUUUUUUUAUGUUGCAUCAUAUUUUGUGAAAAAGAAAUUUUUGGAAUAAAGAUCUUUAACCGUUUCUCAAGGUAA
Molecule: messenger RNA, 1524 nt
Organism: Lutzomyia longipalpis
Lineage: Eukaryota; Metazoa; Arthropoda; Insecta; Diptera; Psychodidae
Product: alpha-tocopherol transfer protein-like
Exons: 5
Coding region: 177-1103 (308 amino acids)
Cellular component (GO): membrane
Molecular function (GO): phosphatidylinositol bisphosphate binding
Source: RefSeq, a predicted model, not a curated record